This is a messenger RNA of Etheostoma cragini (Arkansas darter), 432 nucleotides long. RefSeq names its product diacylglycerol kinase theta. The annotation marks the transcript as partial. The transcript is spliced from 5 exons. The record is from RefSeq and is a predicted model, not a curated record. Lineage: Eukaryota; Metazoa; Chordata; Actinopteri; Perciformes; Percidae. Gene Ontology annotation, biological process: signal transduction.
GUCGGGUGCAGCCUUCGUGUCCGUCUCUGUCUCCGAGAGCAGCACGGCGGCGUCCGUCCUCACCGAGGUCCUCGGUCUCCUCAACAGACCGGACGAAGACGCGUCCCGGUUCAGUCUGCUGGAGGUCUGCAUGAGCAGCAAGCAAGUCCAGAGACAGACACUGAGUCCACAGGAGAAGAUUCUGGACAAACUGCAGGAGAUCAGAAAGGUGUCUCUGCGUCUGAUGAACCAGACUCGGUUCUACGUGGUGGAGACCAGGAAGCAGGCGGUGCAGGUCUGCCUGCUGAUUGGAGGACUGACUCCCCUGCUGACCAGGGAGGAGUACGAUCAGCUGAUCCAGGAUCACCUGACCAUCAAGAGCCACCUGGUCACCAUCAGCCACUUCUACGCCAGCCAAGGUGAGACGGUUUCCAUGACAACCACCUGAGCGGA